Molecule: messenger RNA, 978 nt
Organism: Besnoitia besnoiti
Lineage: Eukaryota; Apicomplexa; Conoidasida; Eucoccidiorida; Sarcocystidae
Product: protein phosphatase 2C domain-containing protein
Exons: 1
Coding region: 1-978 (325 amino acids)
Source: RefSeq, a predicted model, not a curated record
AUGGCAAAGCUGACAGGUGCGUCUGCGGGUUUGCUGGGCGCCGCCGUCCUCGGACUUUUCGCGGCCUCCCUCUCCGACGUCGGCUCUCUGCUCUACGGCCAAGACGGUCUCAGCGGAGCCGUCCAGGUCGUCUCGGCUGCCCCCGUCGACGCCUUGCAGACUGGCGGACAGGAGCGCCGCCAACUCGCCGCGGAGCUUGGCGACGACCUGGCGCAGGCCCUCGACGCUGAGGCCCUCCUGGCCAAGCUGGAAAAGCUCGAGUCCGACGGGCUCAUGGCCCCCCUCGAAGAAGUCCAGACCGCGCUCGCCGAAGCUCCAGAGCUGUUGCAGACGUUGGCAGCCGUGGCGGAUGCCGUGAACGGCUCCGACGCCGAGGAGGGGGAAGUUGUGAACGGCUCUGACUCCGAAGAUGAGGAAGCCGUGAAAGGCUCCGACGGCGAGGAGGGGGAAGUUGUGAACGGCUCUGACUCCGAGGAUGAGGAAGCCGUGAAAGGCUCCGACGCCGAGGAUGAGGAAGUUGCGAACGGCUCUGACGCCGAGGAUGGGGAAGCCGUGAGCGGCUCUGAUGCCGAGGAGGGGGAAGUUGUGGACGGCUCUGACGCCGAGGAUGAGGAAGCCGUGAACGGCUCCAACGAGGGCGGAUUCUUGGCUACCAAGACUGGCACCAAGGCGGAGGAAGAAGGGGAUAGCGUCAAAUCCGGUGAAAAUGCCAACGACGAGGCGGGUGCCGUGGACGGCGUGGAUACCGAGGAGCAUCUCCACCUACCCGCUGCCUUCCAGGCCCCCGGAAACGAGACCAGCAACCAACCCGAGGUGCCGGCUCUUGAAUCCAACAUGCCAGAAGCCCCGGUCGAGAAGCCUGGGAAGGCCCCGGAGGUCGCGCAGCCAGCUGCAAAGAAGUCUCUGUGGAAUCGCCUUUCCGCUCUGUUUCGUUCGCUCACUAAAAAUGGCAGGUCGAAAAACAAGCACUCCUCCUAG